AUGCAGAACUUUAAGAAGAAAUGGAAGGAGCUUGUAUACUCCUUCAGCACCGAAGACCGGUACGCAGACUACAACGGUAAAACUAACGAUUCCGUUGUCCCGAGUAGACCUGAAUCUUCGGUUGCUAACGCAGCGGCAUCAUCGUCUCAAAUCCAACUUACAGAUUUCACGGACGGCCCAGUGGGAGGAACAAACGACGGCGUAAGCGAAGCCAUGCUUGCAUGGAGACAUAUCGAUGCUUGGGCUUCAGAACAUCAUUCUGAUCUGUUUGCUACCUUGAGCGAACCGUGCACACGGACCGAUAUAUCUAGAGCAGAAGCAGAUCUCAAAAUUGUGUUUCCGGCUUCCAUAAGGGCGUCCUUUCGGCUUCAUGACGGACAAGAGGGUCUUGAAUCUCUGACGGGGACUUCGGGCUUGCUUUUUGGACUACAAUUGAUGCCUCUCGACCAAGUGGUACAUAUGACCCAAACCUGGAGAAACGUUGCUGCAAACAUGGCAAAACACAACCGGUCGCUGUCACCUACAACCACGAACUCAACAGCAUCAGGAUCUAAUGUAGAAGCGCCAAACAAGGCCGCCACCCCUCAGAACCUGAAAACAAAAGGAUACGGAAAACUAGACACUCAGGAUUUCCAAAGCAUGAAUCCAACAUUGCAGCGUGACAUUUCUCACAACAAUAACAAGCAAUUCAAGUUAAACUCGAUCCCGCGACAAGAUUCUGUUCCACCGGAAGCCACUCAAUCCGUAUACGCCAGUCAGGGCUGGAUUCCUUUGGUCACAGACAACGCUGGUAACCACAUUGCAGUGGACUUGUCACCUGGUCCCAAGGGACAUUAUGGUCAAAUUAUUCUAUUCGGAAGAGAGUUUGAUAUCAAAUACGUGGUUGCCAGAAACUGGGGGGACUUCCUCUUGUCCUUUGCAAACGAUCUGGAAAAGGGCAAUUGGUACAUCAUGGAUGGCGAUGACGACUAUCUCAGCGGUGCCGGCGAACUAGUGUUCAGAGACAAAAACGCUGGAAAUACCGUGAGAGACUACUUCGAAGUACUUAAGUCAAGAAGCCGCGAGACAUGGCAGAAAACAACCACUGCGGCAAAGGAUGUGAACGAAAAGCUCUCUGCCGUUCCAUCCGCUGCACAGGGCAAGAAUUUGACAUCUCAGACCCUUCUUUCAUCACCUUCCCUCUUGGAGCAAGAAACUACAGCUGUUACAGAGACUGAGGGUACCGAAGAGGUGAAAGAAGCGGAGAAAAAGAUCGAGAAUUCUAAUGUGCGCGAAGCUUCGGUGGAUUCUACCCAAGCGUCAUUAUCUAGCGAAGAUGCCUCGAAAACGAAACAAUCGGUGCAGCAGACAGCUACGGCCAUGGUUUCUAAGGAUGAACCUUCGGCGGAUAAUAUAGAGUCUGGAGCAACGGGUUCCGAGAAAAGUAAAGUCCAAAGUGAAAACAAAACGGAGGCUCACAAAGAGGCCCCCGCUCCAAAAGAUCAAGAUGAAGAAGGACAGACACUAUCAUCAGAACCUCAACAAAGCUCAAAGAAAGACGAUGUUCAAAACUUGAAAGAAGAAUUCGAGAAUGUUGCUCUUUAG
Lachancea lanzarotensis is the source of this 1584-nucleotide messenger RNA. It is a transcript of the gene SMI1, whose product is annotated as LALA0S07e03114g1_1. The transcript has a single exon. Gene Ontology annotation, biological process: cell wall biogenesis; regulation of fungal-type cell wall biogenesis. The record is from RefSeq and is a predicted model, not a curated record. Gene Ontology annotation, cellular component: mating projection tip. Bases 1 to 1584 code for a protein of 527 amino acids. NCBI's taxonomy places the organism in Eukaryota, Fungi, Ascomycota, Saccharomycetes, Saccharomycetales, Saccharomycetaceae.